This is a messenger RNA of Puccinia triticina, 177 nucleotides long. RefSeq lists its product as uncharacterized. Lineage: Eukaryota; Fungi; Basidiomycota; Pucciniomycetes; Pucciniales; Pucciniaceae. The transcript is spliced from 2 exons. The record is from RefSeq and is a predicted model, not a curated record. Bases 1 to 177 code for a protein of 58 amino acids.
AUGCCUUGCUCCCGCAACCAACUCAGAACCCAAUCCAAUCGCACAUCUUCGCCCGCAGAUAAUCCCCCCGAAGAACAGGGCAGUCAAGAUUCUAGAGCAGCAGAUUCAACUCCGGCCAGAGCAUUGACCAAUGAGGAGGAGCUAGUGCUAGAACAGCUGCGGAUCUUGAGCCCUUGA